Messenger RNA from Eubalaena glacialis (North Atlantic right whale), 5149 nucleotides. It is a transcript of the gene SYNJ1, whose product is annotated as synaptojanin 1. The transcript has 28 exons. Gene Ontology annotation, cellular component: presynapse; perinuclear region of cytoplasm. Lineage: Eukaryota; Metazoa; Chordata; Mammalia; Artiodactyla; Balaenidae. The record is from RefSeq and is a predicted model, not a curated record. Gene Ontology annotation, molecular function: RNA binding; phosphatidylinositol-4,5-bisphosphate 5-phosphatase activity. Gene Ontology annotation, biological process: synaptic vesicle endocytosis; brain development; phosphatidylinositol dephosphorylation. Bases 1 to 4695 code for a protein of 1564 amino acids.
AUGCGGAAGAGAUGGGCCUGCUGGAGCGGAAGUGACGCUUCGGGCGGCUGUGGCGGCGGCGGCGGCUGCGGAAGAAGGAGGAGGAGGAGCCGGAGGAAGAGGGCUGCCUCGGAAGAAAGGAGAAUGGCGUUCAGCAAAGGAUUUCGGAUCUAUCACAAAUUGGAUCCUCCACCUUUCAGCCUCAUAGUGGAAACUAGGCAUAAGGAAGAAUGUCUCAUGUUCGAGUCUGGGGCUGUAGCUGUGCUCUCAUCAGCAGAAAAAGAAGCAAUCAAGAGUACAUACUCCAAAGUUCUAGAUGCCUAUGGACUUCUGGGUGUUUUACGAUUAAAUCUUGGUGAUAUUAUGUUACAUUAUCUGGUCCUCGUCACUGGAUGUAUGUCUGUUGGAAAAAUUCAAGAAUCUGAAGUUUUCCGAGUUACUUCCACUGAAUUUAUAUCACUACGAAUCGAUUCUUCAGAUGAGGAUCGCGUUUCAGAAGUGCGAAAAGUGUUGAAUUCAGGAAACUUCUAUUUUGCAUGGUCCGCAUCUGGAGUCAGUUUGGAUCUGAGUCUUAAUGCCCAUCGUAGCAUGCAAGAACAUACAACCGAUAAUAGAUUUUUCUGGAAUCAGUCUUUGCACUUGCAUCUCAAGCACUAUGGUGUGAAUUGCGAUGACUGGUUAUUACGCCUCAUGUGUGGGGGAGUAGAAGUCAGAACAAUUUAUGCUGCUCAUAAACAGGCAAAGGCUUGCCUCGUUUCCAGGCUAAGCUGUGAACGAGCUGGGACCAGGUUCAACGUAAGGGGAACCAAUGAUGACGGUCACGUCGCCAAUUUUGUAGAAACAGAACAGGUUGUGUACUUAGAUGACUGUGUUUCUUCCUUCAUACAAAUCCGGGGGUCUGUCCCAUUGUUCUGGGAGCAACCAGGGUUGCAGGUGGGAUCUCAUCGUGUUCGUAUGUCAAGGGGGUUUGAAGCCAAUGCGCCUGCUUUUGACAGGCAUUUUAGAACACUUAAGAAUUUAUAUGGUAAACAAAUAAUAGUAAAUUUGCUUGGAUCUAAGGAAGGGGAACAUAUGCUAAGUAAGGCUUUCCAGAGUCAUUUGAAAGCUUCUGAACAUGCAACUGAUAUCCAGAUGGUGAAUUUUGACUAUCAUCAAAUGGUUAAAGGAGGAAAGGCAGAAAAAUUACAUAGUGUUCUUAAACCUCAAGUCCAGAAGUUUCUGGAUUAUGGAUUUUUUUAUUUCAAUGGAAGUGAAGUUCAAAGAUGCCAGAGUGGUACAGUUCGAACAAACUGCUUGGAUUGUCUUGAUAGAACAAAUAGUGUGCAGGCAUUCCUUGGCUUAGAGAUGCUAACUAAACAAUUGGAAGCUCUCGGCUUAGCUGAAAAGCCUCAGCUGGUGACUCGCUUUCAAGAAGUUUUUCGAUCAAUGUGGUCUGUGAAUGGUGAUUCAAUCAGUAAGAUUUAUGCAGGAACUGGAGCUCUUGAAGGAAAGGCUAAGGCUGGAAAGUUAAAAGAUGGUGCUCGUUCUGUUAGCAGAACAAUUCAGAAUAACUUCUUUGACAGCUCCAAGCAAGAGGCCAUUGAUGUUUUGCUACUGGGAAAUACUUUAAAUAGUGAUUUAGCUGACAAAGCUCGAGCCCUUUUAACUACUGGAAGUUUGCGUGCAUCUUCUAAAGUUCUAAAGAGCAUGUGUGAGAAUUUCUACAAGUAUUCAAAGCCCAAGAAAAUUCGAGUAUGUGUGGGCACCUGGAAUGUGAAUGGCGGGAAGCAGUUUCGCAGCAUAGCUUUUAAGAAUCAGACCCUCACUGACUGGCUUCUUGAUGCACCCAAGUUAGCUGGCAUCCAGGAGUUUCAAGAUAAAAGAAGUAAACCAACUGAUAUAUUUGCCAUUGGUUUUGAGGAAAUGGUAGAGUUGAAUGCUGGAAACAUUGUGAAUGCAAGCACAACAAAUCAGAAGCUCUGGGCCGUGGAACUUCAGAAGACCGUCUCCAGAGACAACAAGUAUGUGCUGCUAGCCUCCGAGCAGUUGGUGGGCGUCUGUCUAUUUGUUUUUAUCAGACCACAGCAUGCUCCCUUCAUCAGGGAUGUUGCAGUUGAUACUGUGAAGACUGGAAUGGGAGGCGCAACUGGAAAUAAGGGAGCGGUCGCAAUACGAAUGCUGUUCCACACCACAAGCCUCUGCUUCGUCUGCAGCCACUUUGCUGCAGGACAAUCGCAAGUCAAAGAACGAAAUGAAGAUUUUGUGGAAAUAGCGCGGAAGUUGAGUUUUCCAAUGGGAAGGAUGCUGUUCUCCCAUGACUACGUAUUUUGGUGUGGUGAUUUCAACUACCGAAUCGAUCUUCCUAAUGAAGAAGUGAAAGAGCUCAUAAGACAGCAAAAUUGGGAUUCUCUUAUAGCAGGAGAUCAGCUUAUCAACCAGAAAAAUGCUGGACAGAUUUUUAGAGGAUUUUUAGAAGGAAAAGUAACCUUUGCUCCAACAUAUAAAUAUGAUUUGUUUUCUGAUGACUACGACACCAGUGAAAAGUGCCGCACCCCUGCAUGGACAGACCGUGUCCUCUGGAGAAGAAGGAAAUGGCCUUUUGAUAGAUCAGCUGAAGAUUUAGAUCUCCUAAAUGCUAGUUUUCAAGAUGGAAGCAAAAUCGUCUACACGUGGACUCCUGGCACUUUGCUGCACUAUGGAAGGGCCGAGCUGAAGACUUCUGACCAUAGGCCUGUCGUUGCCCUGAUUGAUAUCGAUAUAUUUGAAGUGGAAGCUGAAGAGAGGCAAAGCAUUUAUAAAGAAGUAAUUGCCGUUCAGGGUCCACCAGAUGGUACAGUGUUGGUCUCAAUCAAAAGUUCUCUACCAGAAAAUAAUUUUUUCGAUGAUGCUUUGAUUGAUGAACUUCUGCAACAGUUUACAAAUUUUGGUGAAGUUAUACUCAUAAGAUUUGUAGAAGAUAAGAUGUGGGUUACAUUUUUGGAGGGAAGCUCUGCCUUGAGUGUUCUGAGCCUGAAUGGUAAAGAGUUAUUGGGUCGGACUAUAACUAUUACUUUAAAGAGUCCAGACUGGAUCAAAACUUUGGAAGAAGAAAUGAGUUUAGAGAAAAUCAGCGUCCCCUUGCCAUCCUCAACAAGCUCCACCCUGCUGGGUGAAGACGCGGAGGUCGCGGCCGACUUCGAUAUGGAAGGUGAUGUUGAUGACUACAGUGCUGAGGUAGAGGAAAUCCUUCCUCAGCAUCUCCAGCCAUCUUCCAGUUCUGGCCUUGGCACUUCCCCAAGUUCUUCACCCCGGACCAGUCCCUGCCAGUCACCUACCAUAUCAGAGGGGCCUGUGCCUUCCCUUCCUGUGAGACCAAGUCGAGCUCCAUCAAGAACACCUGGGCACCCAGCUUCACAAAGUUCUCCUGUUGACACUCUGCUAGCAACACAACUGCAGCAGAAAGAUUCUUCCCAGCCCCUGGAACCCAAGCGGCCUCCCCCUCCCCGCCCGGUUGCUCCUCCUGUGCGUCCAGCCCCCCCACAAAGACCGCCUCCACCUGCAGGACGCAACCAGCCUUCACCUCAAACAGGACUCACAGGCCCAGGACCUGCUGGAUACAGUACAGCCAGACCGAUUAUUCCACCCCGUGCCGGAGUGAUCAGCGCCCCCCAGAGCCAUGCUCGGGUGUCUGCUGGGAGACUGACUCCUGAAAGCCAAAGCAAACCGUCAGAAGUACUGAAAGGGCCAGCUCUUCUUCCUGAACCACUGAAGCCUCAGGCCGCCCCUCCUGUGCAGCCUUCUCUGGCCCCGCCAGUUCAGCAGAUGCGGGAGCCUCGUGUCCCGGUGGCCACACCUAUGCCUCAGUCUGCCCCGCAGCCCAGCCUCGAAGCCGUCCCGCAGCCGCCCCCUCGGAGCAGGUCGUCCCACAGCUUGCCUUCUGAACCUUCAGUGCAGCCGCAGGUAAAAACAAACGGAGUCUCUGCCAUCAGACUGGACUCGCCAUUAAAGACUGACCCAUUUGAAGACCUGUCAUUGAACCUGCUUGCUGUAUCAAAGGCUCAGCCAUCUGUUCAAACCCCAGACCCAAAGGGGUUGAUUUCAUUGCCUUCUGCAACCCCAAGUAACAUGAAUACUUUGAGUUCUGUAAGCUGCAUGCUGACAAUGCCUCCAAUUCCAGCCCGGAGUAAAUCCCAGGAAAACACGCGAUGUUCUCCAAACCCAUUCAUUGAGAGCUCGAGCAGCACAAAUCCGUUCACCGACAGGACUGCCGCUCCCAGAAACCCCUUUAGAGCUGAAUCUCAAGCAUCAGAGGCCACUUCGUGGUUCUCCAAAGAAGAGCCCGUUGCUCAGAGUCCUUUCCCUUCUCCGAAGCCUCCCGGACAGAACAGCAGCAAGCCUUCAUCUUCACUGGGUGGCUUUGAGGACAGUUUUGACCCGCAGGGCCCACCUACGUUAAAAAGCAGCAACCCAAAAGGAUGGGUAACCUUCGAGGAAGAAGAGGACUUUGGUGUGACAGGAAAGUCAAGGUCCACUUGUCCAGACCUACUGGGUGAUCAGCCGAGUUCAUCUUCUGGCUCCAAGGUGACCUUUAGUGAUGACUGGAAUAAAGGUACCAGUGUCUCUUUCUGUGUGUUGCCAGCAAGAAGACCACCUCCGCCUCCUGCCCCUCUGCUCCCACCUGGCACCACCCCUCCAGCAGACCCUUUCACAGCCUUGGCCUCUAAGGCAUCACCCACGCUAGACUUUACAGAAAGAUAAUGUUCUACAGUAGAAAGCAGUUGUUUUUUUAGUUUUGGCAGGGUAGAGCCAAAAGAAUUGGGCAUUCGUUAUUCAUUAUGUGCAAUAAGUAAUUGUUAAGUGCACUGAUGUUGUCAUGAAAUACCACUAUUUAAUGUGUAGAAAGUUGGAAUAUGUGUAUAUUGGAAAUAAGGAAAAAUCUUUCCCAUUAUUAACUGGAAUUUUGGUGUGUUUCUGUUUGGAUAAAUACGAGAGAGUAGAAGCCAUAAAAAGUGCUCGAAACUACUUUAGAAAAUAGUCCUUAUUCAGAAAUUCUUUGUCAGUCUCCUUUACAGAAUCUCAAAAAGCCCAAACAACUUCUAGCUGACAUUACUGCCAGCCCCUUUCGUACUUGUUAAAAAUUGGUAUUUAUAAGUAUUUACCAAAGAGCUGUCAAACUUAUACUGAAACAGAAUUUAGAAAGACAUUGCUUAAA